Molecule: messenger RNA, 855 nt
Organism: Scomber scombrus (Atlantic mackerel)
Lineage: Eukaryota; Metazoa; Chordata; Actinopteri; Scombriformes; Scombridae
Product: cysteine-rich venom protein TEL1-like
Exons: 8
Coding region: 1-855 (284 amino acids)
Cellular component (GO): extracellular region
Source: RefSeq, a predicted model, not a curated record
AUGGCUACCUACACUUUCACCUUCCUGUGUGCCUUGUUCCUCUUUGCUGCUCUUCAGCUGCCUCCCGGUGCCAACGUAACUAGCAGCCGUGGCUCCUCCUCUGGUUCUGGCUCUUCCUCUUCCUCCUCCUCAGACGCUAAUGAGAUUGUGAACAAACAUAAUGAGCUGAGGAGAGGUGUUCGGCCUACUGCUAGCAACAUGUUGAAAAUGUCCUGGAGCAAUGAGGCUGCAGCCAAUGCUCGGAAAUGGGCAAAUAGCUGCGCCAUGGACCACAGUCCUAAAAGUUCCAGAAAGAUCAGCACUAGUGGCUGUGGAGAAAACCUGUACAUGUCCAGCUGGAAGAACAGCUGGAGCAACGCCAUCCAGUCCUGGUAUGAUGAGGUGAACGACUUCAGAUACGGAGUGGGAUCUGUGAACGGAAAAGAUAUCGGACACUACACACAGGUGGUUUGGUACAGGUCUAACGUGGUUGGCUGUGCCAUGAAGUACUGCCGCAGCGCCAGAAUGUACUUCUACGUCUGCCAGUACUGCCCACCUGGUAAUUCUGGCCAAAUGACUCGCCCCUACAAGAGAGGACGCCCCUGUGGUGACUGCCCCAACGCCUGCGACAACAAACUGUGCACCAACCCCUGUCCCUACAUUGAUAAGUACAAUAACUGUCCAGAGCUGAAGCAGCAGUGGGGCUGCAGCAACAGAGAUACAUCCAGAGAGGAAACCCAUCCCCGUGAGCUCACGAUGGGGGUGUUCACCAUCCAGGCCCCAGUCUUCUGCUCUGUCAUUGGCCACCACGAAAUCUGCACCAGUUUAAAACCAGACACCACUUUCUUCCCUCCCUUCACACUACGCAACCCUUAA